AGGGGCAUUAAAUAUCUGAUACACUAUCAGUUUUCUCAUUGAAUUAAUUUCUUCAUUUGCUAACUUCCUUCUCAGCGCCAUCCUCUCUUCAUUGUCCCCAGCAAUCACUCCCCAAAGCCCUCUACCUCUCUCAACAUGGGAUCAGAAAUGGUGAUGGUGGAUGAAAUUCCAUUUCCCCCUCAGGUCACAACCACCAAGCCUCUCUCUCUUCUGGGUCAUGGAAUUACGGACAUUGAGAUACACUUUCUCCAAAUUAAGUUCACAGCUAUUGGAGUUUACUUGGACUCUGAAAUUGUGGGACAUUUGCAGCAAUGGAAGGGCAAAACAGGAAAGGACCUAGCUGAAGAUGAUGACUUCUUUGAGGCCCUCAUUUCUGCACCAGUUGAGAAGUUCUUGAGAGUUGUGGUGAUCAAGGAGAUCAAAGGUUCUCAGUAUGGAGUGCAGCUAGAGAGCGCAGUGAGGGACCGAUUGGCAGCAGAUGAUAAAUAUGAAGACGAGGAAGAAGCAGCCUUGGAGCAAGUUGUCGAGUUUUUUCAGUCCAAAUAUUUCAAGAAAGAUUCCGUCAUAACAUUUCAUUUCCCCGCCUCUUCCGGCACUACAGAGAUUGCAUUUGCAACUGAGGGAAAAGAGGAAUCAAAGAUCCAAGUUGAGAACAAGAAUGUGGUCGAGAUGACCAAGAAAUGGUAUCUGGGUGGAACCAGAGCGGUGUCUCCUUCAACUGUGUCCUGCUUAGCCAACAAUCUGUCUGCAGAGUUGUCUAAAUGAACAAUGUAACCACCAUAUAUGUAGUCUUGAGUUUGAGCUUCUUUUCUUAUUGUCUUGUGGUUUGCCGUGUGCUUUGGUUUGAAAGACUUGGGGUGCUUUACGAAUAAUUUAUAUGAGCCCCUUUGGGGAUUUCUUUCUUUUUGCUUAAAAACUCUUUAAAACUUGUCUUGCUUCUAUGAAACAUUCCAACUGAUUUUUCUAUCUUCA
This is a messenger RNA of Camellia sinensis, 972 nucleotides long. It is a transcript of the gene CHIL, whose product is annotated as Chalcone-flavanone isomerase family protein. The record is from RefSeq and is a predicted model, not a curated record. Lineage: Eukaryota; Viridiplantae; Streptophyta; Magnoliopsida; Ericales; Theaceae. Gene Ontology annotation, molecular function: intramolecular lyase activity.